UUGGUCCUUGGUUUACGAUGCCUUUCAUCUCUGUUUAACUUCUUCUUUUUGUUUUUAGUUUUUUUUUAACGAGUUUGUGGAGCUCGAGCUCUUUAAGAAAAAUGGUUAAGAGGAGCAAAUUGCUUCAGGCUCUUGAUGAGCAUCGGGGUCGUGAUUAUGAUGCUGAGAAGCAGAAGAAGUUAGUUAAGGCGGCGGAGAAGAGGAAGGCUGCUAAAAGGGCUGCUGCUGGGGAGGUUGCUCAGGUCGAAGAAGUGAAGUCUAAGAAGCGCACGGCCGAAGAGAUUGAGGAAGGAUCUAGCGACGAGGAAGAAGAGGAUGAGACCUUUGACAAGGAAGAAGAAAGCAAUGACAACGAUGGAGAAGAGGAAGACGAGGAAGACGAGGAAGAAGAAGAAGAUAUCCCGCUCUCCGACCUCUCGGCCGACGAAAGAGAAGACGUCGUACCGCACCAACGUCUCACAAUCAACAACUCCGCCGCCAUCAAAGCCUCCCUCAAGCGUAUUUCCUUCAUCACAUCUCAGACCCCAUUCUCCGAGCACAACUCGCUAGUCUCUCAAGAGCCGAUCGAUGUCCCUGACCCCAACGAUGACUUGGCUCGUGAACUGGCUUUCUACAAGGUUUGCCAAGCGGCUGCUACGUCGGCGCGUGGACUGCUGAAGAAGGAGGGUAUUCCGUUUACUCGGCCUGGAGAUUACUUUGCUGAGAUGGUCAAGUCUGAUGAGCACAUGGGCAAGAUUAAGAAGAAGCUGUAUGAUGAGGCGGCGGCUAAGAAGGCGGCUGCGGAGGCUCGCAAACAGCGUGAUCUGAAGAAGUUCGGAAAGCAGGUUCAGGUUGCUAAGUUGCAGCAGCGCGCGAAGGAGAAGCGUGAGACUUUGGAGAAGAUCAAUGACCUGAAGAAGAAGCGUAAGACCAACUCAUCAGGUCCCACAGAUAACGACAACGAACUCUUCGACGUCGCCAUAGAUAACUCCGAGCCCCAGGGCCUCAAACGUGGCCGUGAGGGAGGUAGUGGUCCCUCUACGAAACGCCAGAAAAAGAACGAGAAGUACGGCUUCGGCGGUAAGAAGCGGCAUGCCAAGAGCGGUGAUGCUAUGUCCAGCGGAGACCUGCGCAAUUUCUCGGCGAAGAAGAUGAAGGGUGGCCUUAAGGGUGGUGCUAAGAGACCUGGCAAGAGCAAGAGGGCAGCCGCCAAGGGACGGAUGUGAUUGACUUGCUUUAUUUCCUUUUCCGUUUUUUGCUUGUACGGGAUGUAAAAGCUGGCUUUAUGGGAUUUCAAAAAGAGUACUGUCUAUUAUCUCCUAGAUCUAGAUCGGAGACUACGGAUCUGCGUCCAUAGUCUCAGGUCUACUUUACGUGUAUAUUGAAAUAAUAUGGAUGAUUUUGUCCUCUACAAACGGGUUUUGUGUUAUUCUUAGGUUGAAAGAUUCAUCGUACCUACAAACAAUGGUCACAGACAUUACAGAUAUCAAUUAGUAGAGCUUUGAAGAACUCAUGGCAAGCGGUCUAGUACCUACUCUUCUGGUGAAGUCCCUUUAGGCAUAGACACA
Molecule: messenger RNA, 1547 nt
Organism: Aspergillus alliaceus
Lineage: Eukaryota; Fungi; Ascomycota; Eurotiomycetes; Eurotiales; Aspergillaceae
Product: EBP2 family rRNA-processing protein
Exons: 3
Coding region: 102-1205 (367 amino acids)
Biological process (GO): rRNA processing; ribosomal large subunit biogenesis
Cellular component (GO): preribosome, large subunit precursor; nuclear periphery; nucleolus
Source: RefSeq, a predicted model, not a curated record